AUGCUGAGCCGUACAUUCUUUUCUCUUUUGACUCUGGCUCUGUUGGCGUCGGUAGUGUUGGCGCGUGUUAGCAACGAUGCCGAUCUUGCGCGUGAGCACGCGGAGACAAUGAAGCAGGGCCCCGGCUUCACGGUGCGCCACAUGAGCCGCCGUCGCCGUGCGGAGGACGCGGGCUUGGAGACCCGCGCGCCUUCUGGCCUGCGCUUUGAUUAUGGCAACCGAAAGGUCCGUGGUGUCAGUGUGGGUGGUUGGCUUGUGAUUGAGGACUUUAUCACCCCUUCGAUCUACCAGCAGGCCGACGACAACCGUGUGAUUGACGAGUGGUCGUUUGGCAAGUACGUGCCCCACGACAAGGCUGUGAGCAUUCUGCGCGACCACUACGACAACUUUAUCACGGAGGAUGACUUUGCGGAGAUUGCGUCUCUGGGUUUGAACCACGUCCGUGUGCCGUUCCCGUACUGGGGUAUCAAGACGUACGGCAACGACCCGUAUGUCAAGGUGAACCAGUACAGCAAGCUGAAGCAGGCUGCGCACUGGGCCCAGAACCACAACCUGAAGAUGAUCAUUGAGCUGCACACUGUGCCGGGUGGUGCGAACCCGUACGACCAUGGUGGCCACACGAACCACUCGCACUGGCUUACGAACGGCAACGACCAGAACAACUGGCUUGAGAUUCUUGACAUUCUGGCUGGCGAGUUUAGCCAGGACAAGUACCCUGCUGUGACUGGUAUUUCGGUCGUGAACGAGCCGAACGGUGACCGUGACCAGGUCUACGGCCUGUACAAGCGCGGCUACAACGCGGUGCGCAACAGCCAGUCGGACUCGGAGCUGCUUGUGAUCAUUGGCGAUGCGUUCCAGAACCCGGCGUACAACGACUACUGGUCGAACAAGUUCAACCCGCCGAAGUACCAGGAUGUGAUGAUCGACACGCACGUUUACCGCCUGUUCGACCCUGGCUCGAUUGCCCUGUCGCAAGACGACCGCAUCAAGUGGUACUGUGGUCUGAAGUCGGGCCUUGCCAACGCCAACCACCAUCUAUACAUGCUCAUUGGUGAGUGGUCGCCUGUGUUCACCGACUGUGCGCACGGUCUGAACGGUCGCUGGCAGGGUCACCGCUACGACGGUACGUUCCCUGGCUCGACGCGUCGUGGCAGCUGCAAUGGCCGUACUGGCAACGCGAAGAACUUUUCGGAUGGAUUCAAGGCCAACCUGAAGCGCAACUGGGAGGCGCAGGUGGACGCCUACGAGGGUGGUGUCGGCUGGAUCAUGUGGACCUGGAAGACGGAGAACCACAACGCCGAUGAAUGGAGCUACCGCGCGGGUGUGCAGAACGGCUGGAUCCCCCGUGACCCGACGCAGCGCGACUUUUCGUGCGACCAGGUGAACUAA
Molecule: messenger RNA, 1389 nt
Organism: Malassezia pachydermatis
Lineage: Eukaryota; Fungi; Basidiomycota; Malasseziomycetes; Malasseziales; Malasseziaceae
Product: glycoside hydrolase family 5 protein
Exons: 1
Coding region: 1-1389 (462 amino acids)
Biological process (GO): glucan catabolic process
Cellular component (GO): extracellular region; cell surface
Molecular function (GO): beta-glucosidase activity
Source: RefSeq, a predicted model, not a curated record